AAGUAAAUAAAAUUAAAUACAAAUAAAUAAAGUAAAAUAAAACCAUAACAAACUUAAUCCAAUACACUAAUGAAAACAAAACAAGUGUUAUAAACAAAGAAAACCGUAUAAAAAAAGUAAAAAAUACAAACACACGUAUCGUGAAAAGUAAAAGAAGCAACAAAAAAAUUCCUCUACAGCAUUGCCAUAUGCGAAACGAGUAUCGAAAUGUUUGUCUUUGACUAUAUUAUUGCUUAACCCCUGCAACAUGUUGCUAGAGUAACAGUCUUUCAUUCAUUGCUCUAACUAAACGCUGUCAUCAUCAUUAAAUUUUCGCUAGAGUAAAAAGUAAAUUGUCAACGCGUAAGAAUAUUUAAAUUAAAAAAAAAGUGUCAAAAAUAUAGCGUAAAUAUUAGUAAAUUUAAUAAAACUAAUCAAAAUUGUGUGUAAAACAAACAAAAUGAAUAAAGUUUCAAAAGAAUAAACGUAUAAAAGGCUGAGCAAAGUGUUUGUGUUGUGAAGAAGAAAAAAAGGUUGCUUGGCGACGUUAACGACCGACAUAUUUUUUGUUGGUUUUUUCUUUAGGUUUUUGUGUAAUGAUGAUUUGUAAAGGGAAAGUUCCAAGUUAACUUGUACUUUUAACUAAUGUACAAUAAUAAAAAAGUACGCUUUUAUUAUGAGUUAUAAAUUUAAUGGGUGUGUGUAAUUAUAACAACAAAAACCGAAAAAAAGAUAAAUUUAUUGAUAAAACAACAUACUCAUACACAACAAACGAAAGCAACAAUAACAAAAAAAGAAAUACAAAUAUUUAUAAUAAAUCCCUUUUUAAGAUCAUUGGCAACAAGUGUACAAACAACAUACAUAUUUAAUACUCGUCGUACAAUAAAAAAUAAAAGCCGUGAAAAAUUACUUACUAAAAGUGUUGCCUUAACAAUGCUGUCAACAUGUCGUUGCAACAUUUGUGUUUAUAUACAUAGUAUUUGUUGUUAAGUGACUGUGUUUGUGUUUAUGUAUAUUAAAUAAUGUUUGUGUAAAUGAAUGUGUCGUGUUUAUUUUAUGGAAUUUGACAUCUCCGUUUACGCUCUCUCACAAUUGUUGUUUACCGGAACAGAGAAAACAAAAAAGUUAAAGAAAGAAGAAGAUACAAAAUAAAACACAAUUAAAGAAAAAAACAACUAAAGUAGAGAAUAAGUAAAAAAAAAUUAUAAAAAACUGCUUUAAUAAAUAAUUAUUAUCGUUAAGAUUUUUGUUAUUAUUACACCCAUUUAAUUUUCCGUGCUGUGCUACUGAUGUUGCUCAAUAAUUGUUCAAGGCAUACAAAAUAGAAUUUGUAUCGUUUUUUUAUUAUUUAUUUUACACUACUGCUACUAAAGCUGCCGCUGCUGGACAUUGUUAUUGAACGUAAAAGAAAACAGAUCAUCUGUCGCUGCAAAGUAAACAUCUAUUGAAAGUGAUAAAUACUUUAAUAAAUAUUACAAAAAUAAUAUACAGAAGUUAGUUAAAAAACCAAACAAAACUAAAAAAAAUAUAAAAUAACCAGAGAUGACCACACGUAAAAAGAAGGGCAAAGAGGGCGGCGGCGGUGGAGGCUUUAUCAAAAAAGUCUCCUCCUUGUUUAACUUAGAUACGGCUCAUCGGGCAUCUACGAACAAGGUUAAUGGUGACGAUAGCUGGCAAUAUGAAGAUAUUACUUUGGAACGUGGCAAUUCUGGUUUAGGUUUUUCCAUAGCAGGCGGCACAGACAAUCCUCAUGUUGGUAAUGAUUCAUCUAUCUAUAUUACCAAAUUAAUAGCGGGUGGUGCUGCUGCAGCCGAUGGUCGCUUAAGUGUUAACGAUAUUAUUGUGUCGGUCAAUGAUGUCUCCGUGGUCGAUGUACCUCAUGCCUCGGCUGUCGAUGCCUUAAAAAAAGCCGGCAAUAUUGUUAAGUUACAUGUGAAAAGAAAACGCACUGGAGGUGGUGGUAGUGGCGCAGGCGCUGUAGAUGGUAUUAGCUCUAAGAUGUCCGCGAUACAGCCAGCCGAUGCGGGACCCAAAGUAAUCGAAAUCGAUUUAGUAAAGGGUGGCAAGGGAUUAGGCUUUUCAAUUGCCGGCGGUAUUGGUAAUCAACAUAUACCAGGCGAUAAUGGUAUUUAUGUUACCAAAAUAAUGGAUGGUGGUGCUGCUGCUGUCGAUGGCCGUUUAUCAAUUGGUGAUAAACUUAUAGCUGUAAAGGCUAAUGGGGUCGAUAAAAAUUUAGAAAAUGUUACACAUGAGGAAGCCGUUGCCACUUUAAAAUCCGUUGUCGAUAAAGUAACAUUGGUUGUGGGCAAAUCGGGUCAUGUAAUUUCGACGUCGGGACAUACUUUCAAUCAAGUGAAUUCGCAUUCAACAGGUGCGAUAAAUACUAUAGGACAAACUGUUGUUGAUUUUGCUCGUUCAUCUUCCACCACACCAUACACAACUACCACCAACAACAUCAACAACAACAACAAUACAAACGCUAUGCAACCACCAACAACAGCUACAAUUACUAAUAAUAGCAAUAAUCAGCACCAUGCAUCUUCCCCAGCUGUAGCUGAAAUAAUUCCCACAUCUACAUCUAGAUCCCAGUCACCUUUGCCUCAACAACCAGCAUCUAGGUAUGCCUCAUCAAAUGUUUUGGCUGCCGUGCCGCCAGGCACUCCACGGGCUGUUAGCACUGAGGAUAUAACAAGGGAAUCACGAACAAUAACCAUACAAAAAGGCCCACAAGGUUUAGGUUUUAAUAUUGUUGGCGGCGAAGACGGUCAAGGUAUUUAUGUCUCCUUUAUAUUGGCGGGUGGACCAGCUGAUUUGGGCGGUGAAUUAAAACGAGGAGAUCAAUUAUUAAGUUGUAAUGAUAUUGAUUUAAGAAGUGCCACACAUGAAGAAGCUGCCCAGGCCUUAAAGAAAUCUGGCGGUGUGGUUACCUUAGUUGCCCAAUACAGACCCGAAGAAUAUAAUCGUUUUGAGGCUCGCAUACAAGAGCUGAAGCAACAGGCUGCUCUAACCGCUGGUAGUACUGGCACUCUGUUGCGUACCACACAGAAACGUUCAUUAUAUGUACGGGCCUUGUUUGAUUAUGAUCCAAAUCGUGAUGAUGGUCUGCCCUCGCGGGGUCUACCAUUUAGACAUGGUGAUAUAUUGCAUGUAACAAAUGCCUCCGAUGAUGAAUGGUGGCAGGCACGUCGUGUGUUGGGCGACAACGAGGAUGAACAAAUUGGUAUUGUGCCAUCGAAACGUCGAUGGGAACGUAAAAUGCGUGCGCGAGAUCGUAGUGUUAAAUUUCAAGGUCAAUCAGCUAGUGCAAAUAAUAAUAUGGAUAAGCAAUCAACACUUGAUAGAAAAAAGAAAAAUUUUACAUUUUCUCGUAAAUUUCCAUUUAUGAAGAGUCGCGAUGAGCGCAACGAAGAUGGAAGUGAUCAAGAGCCUAAUGGAAUUGCAGCCAGUAAUAGUGAGCUAGAUGUUAAUAAUUUAAACAACAAUGAUUCCAAUGAACCACAGCCUUUUAUGCUUUGCUACACACAAGACGAUGCCAAUGCUGAAGGAGGCAACGAAAUCAUCUAUAGAGUGGAACUACCUGAUAUGGAACAAAUUACUCUUAUCUACCUGGAGAAUAGUGAUGCUGACUAUCCUUCGGAAGAGAACGUCUUGUCGUACGAGGCUGUGCAACGGCUAUCGAUAAAUUACACCAGACCCGUUAUAAUAUUGGGUCCCCUUAAGGAUCGUAUUAAUGAUGAUUUAAUAUCAGAAUAUCCAGAUAAAUUUGGAUCAUGUGUGCCACAUACUACACGUCCUAAACGUGAUUAUGAAGUGGAUGGACGUGAUUAUCAUUUCGUAUCAUCGCGCGAACAAAUGGAACAUGAUAUACAGAAUCAUCUAUUUAUCGAGGCUGGUCAGUACAAUGAUAAUUUGUACGGCACCUCGGUAGCCAGUGUACGUGAGGUCGCCGAAAAGGGUAAACAUUGUAUUCUAGAUGUAUCGGGCAAUGCAAUAAAACGUUUACAAGUAGCACAAUUAUAUCCAAUUGCUGUAUUUAUUAAACCUAAAUCUGUGGAUUCAAUCAUGGAAAUGAAUCGUCGUAUGACCGAAGAACAAGCCAAGAAAACAUACGAACGUGCUAUUAAAAUGGAACAAGAAUUUGGAGAGUACUUUACUGGUGUAGUACAAGGCGAUACUAUUGAAGAAAUCUACAGUAAAGUGAAAUCAAUGAUUUGGUCACAAUCUGGUCCAACCAUAUGGGUACCAUCCAAGGAAUCACUAUGACCAACCGCUACGACGACAUGGACACUGCCACCUCGAGUACGUUGUCGACCAGUCUCGAGAUCAACGACAAAUACACUACAUCAACAACAGCAACAACAACAGCAACAUAAAACGCAUUAAAAUAAAAACAACAUACACACACACAAAAACAAAAAAAAAUAGAAACAAACGUAAAAGAAAAUCCUACAACUAUAAAAAGAAGAUAAAAGAAAAACACAGAAAUGGCUAUAUACAUAUAAAAAGAAAAGAAAAAAAAAACGUUAGAAGCCAUAUUAUAUAGUAUAUAUACAUAAUAACAAAAACAAAUAUUUAUUAUAAAGUCUUUCUUUUUUGCAAAAAGCUUCUUAACUACAAAAACUACAAA
Messenger RNA from Calliphora vicina (urban bluebottle blowfly), 4606 nucleotides. It is a transcript of the gene dlg1, whose product is annotated as discs large 1. Gene Ontology annotation, cellular component: neuron projection; postsynaptic density membrane; neuromuscular junction. Lineage: Eukaryota; Metazoa; Arthropoda; Insecta; Diptera; Calliphoridae. The transcript has 15 exons. Gene Ontology annotation, biological process: establishment or maintenance of epithelial cell apical/basal polarity; chemical synaptic transmission; receptor clustering. The coding region runs from base 1522 to 4242 and encodes 906 amino acids. The record is from RefSeq and is a predicted model, not a curated record. Gene Ontology annotation, molecular function: kinase binding.